Molecule: messenger RNA, 6010 nt
Organism: Trichosurus vulpecula (common brushtail)
Lineage: Eukaryota; Metazoa; Chordata; Mammalia; Diprotodontia; Phalangeridae
Gene: STK10
Product: serine/threonine kinase 10
Exons: 19
Coding region: 544-3483 (979 amino acids)
Biological process (GO): protein phosphorylation
Molecular function (GO): ATP binding; protein serine/threonine kinase activity
Source: RefSeq, a predicted model, not a curated record
AGCGUGGCGCAGCUGGCCUCCCUGCAGGUGGAGUCGCGGGCUCCGGGACUCGGGUUAGGAAUCUUCGAACUACCCCCUCUGGAGCUCGGCUUUUGGAGGUGUGCCGGGGUUGAUACCGGUGUGUUGCUCCGGGAAGGGGAGCGUGCCGCAUUUGCGCUUUUGGAUUCGGAGACGAAAUUGCAGCGGUUUGGAGAUCACUUACAGGAGAUAACGCUUCCAUUGCCUGCUCUGUUCCGGGUGCUCCGAGUCCGAACCGCAGCCCUAGUCCUCUCCUGAGGCGCACUUGACUGUGGGUUCGCGAACCCUGAAGGGGUGGAAGAGAGGGGCUCGAUCCCGGGAGGCGUGAGGUGCAAAGCGAGCUGGGCUGCGGUUCCUGAUCGUACCACCUCCACUAUCCUUCCUCAAUCUGCUCUUGCCGCCGGGGUGCAGAGGCUGGCACCGCCCUGCGGAGCUGGGGGCCGGAGCCACCUCGCUUAGCCCCUAGCGGCGUCUAGGCGCCCUCGGCAUCUCGCGCCCCCCUACCAGCUUGUUCCCAACUGAGCCAUGGCUUUUGCCAAUUUCCGCCGUAUUCUAAGGCUGUCCACCUUCGAGAAGAGAAAAUCCCGAGAAUAUGAGCACGUCCGUCGGGAUCUAGACCCAAACGAAGUGUGGGAGAUCGUUGGGGAGUUGGGCGAUGGAGCCUUCGGUAAAGUUUACAAGGCGAAGAACAAGGAGACGGGCGAGUUGGCUGCUGCCAAAGUCAUUGAAACCAAGAGUGAGGAGGAGCUGGAAGAUUAUAUCGUGGAGAUAGAGAUCCUGGCUACAUGUGACCACCCCUACAUAGUGAAGCUACUGGGGGCCUUUUACUAUGAUGGGAAGUUAUGGAUUAUGAUUGAGUUUUGUCCUGGUGGAGCAGUGGAUGCCAUCAUGUUAGAGUUGGAGAGAGGGCUCACGGAGCCUCAGAUCCAAGUAAUCUGCCGUCAGAUGCUGGAGGCCCUCGCCUACCUACAUAGUAAGAAGAUCAUCCACCGUGACCUGAAGGCUGGCAAUGUGCUGAUGACCUUGGAAGGAGACAUCAAACUCGCUGACUUUGGUGUAUCUGCCAAGAAUCAGAGAACCUUGCAGAAACGAGAUUCCUUCAUAGGAACACCUUACUGGAUGGCUCCUGAGGUGGUGAUGUGUGAGACCAUGAAAGAUACCCCUUAUGACUACAAGGCUGAUAUAUGGUCCUUGGGCAUCACGCUCAUCGAAAUGGCACAGACGGAGCCCCCUCACCACGAGCUGAAUCCCAUGCGAGUCCUCUUGAAGAUCGCCAAGUCGGACCCCCCUACGCUCCUCGCACCAUCCAAAUGGUCCUUGGACUUCCAGGACUUCCUGAAGAUCGCUCUGGAUAAGAAUCCAGAGACCCGGCCCAGUGCCGCGCAGCUCCUAGAGCAUCCCUUCGUCAGCAAAACCACCAGCAACAAAGCUCUCCGGGAGCUGGUCGCAGAGGCAAAGGCUGAAGUGAUGGAGGAAAUCGAAGACAAUAGGGAGGAAGGAGAAGAUGAUGACCCAACAGAAAUAGUAUCUCCCUCAGGGAAACACAAGAGGGAGUCUUCAGAAGUGAGUCAACUGAGUUUUGAUGGAGAGAAGCUCCCAGAGAUAUCGCCUCCUGUCCCCAUUGAGCCCAAAGGCAGCCUAGAUAAGCCCAGUGACAAGCUUUUAGGUGGAGAAAUUGCCGCCAUCCAGGGAGAUGGUGGCAACUCCGUUCAAACCACAAGCAGUUCUGACCUACCUGGAAAUGAGGAUAGCAAAGCUGUACCUACAGCCCCAGGGAAAUAUCGAUUCAGUGCACCACCAGGAUUCUUGGAUGCCAAAGUUUCAACCAUGGAGGAGAAACCUUUCCCUAACCAUCAGAGCAACGACUUGGACAUUGCUACCAACAAAAGCAAUAAGGGAAAUCGAAGCCGGCCCACGAGCAGCAUCCUGGAGAACUUAGUGGGUGAAAAGAUUGCCAAUGGGAGUCUAGAACCUCCUGCUCAAAUUUCCCUUGGCAAAUCCAAGACAGACUCAGACUGUGGGAGCCUCUCUGCCUCUGAGAGCAUGGAUUACAGUGUGUCACUCUCCUCUGACUUGUCUCUAAACAGGGAGUCGGGUUCAUUGUCUCUGAAGGAAUCCAGGCUGCACAACAAAACCUUGAAGCGCACCCGGAAGUUUGUUGUGGAUGGCGUGGAGGUGAGCAUCACCACGUCCAAGAUCAUCAGUGAGGAUGAGAAGAAAGAUGAAGAGAUGAGAUUUCUCAGGCGCCAAGAGCUCCGAGAGUUGCGUCUGCUCCAGAAGGAGGAGCAUCGUAACCAGACCCAGCUGACAAGCAAACAUGAGCUGCAGCUGGACCAGAUGCAGAGACGCUUUGAGCAAGAAAUAAAUGCCAAGAAGAAAUUCUAUGACACGGAACUGGAGAACCUGGAGCGGCAGCAGAAGCAGCAGGUUGAGAAGAUGGAGCAGGACCACGCGCUCCGCCGGCGGGAGGAGGCGAAGAGGAUCCGGGCUGAGCAGGAGCGGGAGUAUGCCAAGUUCCAGGAACAACUCAAGAUGAAGAAGAAGGAGGUGAAGAAUGAGGUGGAGAAACUGCCUCGACAGCAACGGAAGGAGAGCAUGAAGCAGAGGUUGGAGGAGCACACUCAACAAAAACAGAUUCUGGACAAAGAAUUUCUUGCCAAACAGAAAGGAGACUUGGAGUUAGCUAUGAAAAUGAUCACAGCUGAAAACAGACGGGAGAUCUGUGACAAGGAGAGGGAAUGCCUGAAUAGGAAGCAAGAGCUUCUUCGAGACCGGGAGGCCUCCCUGUGGGAGCUUGAAGAGCAUCAUUUACAAGAAAGGCACCAGCUUGUCAAGCAGCAGCUGAAGGACCAGUAUUUCCUGCAAAGGCACGAACUGCUCCGAAAGCAUGAGAAGGAGCGGGAGCAGAUGCAGCGUUACAAUCAUCGAAUGAUAGAACAGCUAAAGAUCCGGCAGCAACAAGAGAAGGCCCGUCUCCCCAAGAUCCAGAGAAGUGAAGGCAAGACUCGAAUGGCCAUGUACAAGAAGAGUCUCCAUAUCAAUGGUGGUGGCAGCGCCUCAGAGCAGAGGGAGAAGAUUAAGCAGUUUUCCCAACAGGAAGAAAAAAGACAGAAGGCUGAGAGACUGCAGCAACAGCAGAAACACGAGUCCCAGAUGAGAGACAUGAAUACCCAGUGUGAGAGCAACACGAGUGAGCUCCAGCAGCUCCAGAAUGAAAAGUGUCACCUCUUGGUAGAGCAUGAAACCCAAAAGUUGAAGGCCCUAGAUGAGAGCCAUAACCAGAACCUGAAGGACUGGCGGGAAAAGCUUCGGCCACGGAAAAAGGCUCUGGAGGAUGACCUGAACCAGAAGAAACGUGAGCAGGAGAUGUUCUUCAAAUUGAGUGAAGAGGCUGAGUGCCCACAUCCCAACUCACCGAACAAACUUGCUAAGUUUUUCCCAUACAGCUCCUCAGAAGCUUCCUAAAGUACAACUGGUAUGAGGCAGCACGCUUCCCAACAGCAGACAAGCCUCUUCAUCACUUAUUCUCUUUGGACAAGUAACUCAGGGCCUAUGACAUCCAUUCCUUCUAGAAUACAAGCCUAACUUUAGAACCCUGAACUAUCUGCCUCAGCUGUGUUAAGAGUUGCCAUCUACUCGUUCCUGAUUUUUCUCAGUCAUAGAUAGCAUGAAUUUUUUGUGUCCUUACUUUAUUCUGUGUCACCUGUUUCCAUCCAAUACCCUCAAAGCAUUUAUUUGCUUCACCUGAAGACCUAACUCAUCUUCAUUUUUGGUGUUGGUGGGAUUAAGGCUGAGAGGAGAGGCAAAUAAUGUGUGCAUUAGAAAUUCCCUUCCUGUUAUCCAAAAGGUAGUAAUUUUGCUCACUUGAGGGAGUCCAAUUCUGCAUUUGACUGGAGUGUUAGAUAUUACAGGCCCUGUUGGGUCUGACAUUUUGAGCAUGGAAACUGGUUCUUUCCUGUUGAAACUCUGGGUGAUCGAUCUCUUUGUUCAGUUAUUCCAUCCUCUUUAUUCCAUGUGUCCUGUAUUAUGUUGGAAGAGGGGUCUCAAAAAGGAAUCCUUCAUAUGUACCAGUCAUUUUGGAGCUGAACAAAGUCUAUGAUGUAGCCAGAGGGGGAUUUCUCUAGCUUUGUGUCUUUAUAAUACUUCAUAAUUGAUUACCCCAGACUUCUUUUCACUUUGCAGGUGAGUGGAGGGAGGGGAAAGGAUGCCAUUGCUCAUAUUUGGAAAAGAAGAGUCUGCCUGGAGUUUUCACCACAUUAUGCUUGACAGUGUUUUGUACCAUUUCAUUCUUUGUAUCUACGGGUUUGUGCCAGCCACAAUAUAGGCUGGGACUGCCACCGUAACUGGCCUGUUCUGAGCAAAAAGAUUUUGCCUGUACCUGAAUGUGUUCUCGUCUAAGAUCACAAAUUAUUUGCUGUUAAGCAUUAUAGGGUGGCAGAGGAAGAAAAAGGGAUGUGUUUUGUCACAGUGCAGUUUUCUCUUCAGGUAUACAUCAAAACAGUAAAUGUUUCAUACUGUGAUGUUCUCCCCAGCAUCCCUCCUGAAUGUGGGCAUGGGCAAGAUACCAGGCUUUCUUAUUGUGCCAAUGCUUUGAUACCACCACAUUGCUAGUUCAGAAGGCCAUCAAUGCCCAAUGGCAGCUAGCAAACUCUUGAAUUUCUUUUCUUCUUUCUGGGAAGAGAGCAGCAGGAGAAACCGAGGUAAAUAUGAGGCAUAGGCUUCAGCUGGAAUAAUUUUGCAGCAUCUGGUUCUACUUCCAUUUAUUGGAGCCCCUUUUUCCUUCUUGUUUUCUGCCUAUGACACUGUUUUUUAAGCCAUGAGACACUUUUAAAGAUGUAGUUCUGAGUCACAAAUAGAAUACCAAGAUGCCAAUGUAUCUUUUAAACUGGUCCCAAGAUUCUGGUCAUCAGAGAAUUCAGUCUAAAUAUGAAAAAAGGGAGUAGCUAUAACUGUUCAAAUGAUUUUCCAAGGAACUCUCCCUUUUCUUUCACCAUCUUUUAAAUUUUCAGUCAACACUGAAAAUAAUUUGGGGGAUAAGUUCUAGGAAAUAUAUGGGCAUACUGUAGUCUGGUCAUCCAUUCUUUUGUACAUCUGGUAACAGAGAGGUCAGUAAGGUCUCCAGAAGACUGCUUUGGUUUGGCUCAGACUACCACCAAAGUGUAUGCUUAACACUUUGCAUUUUAAAACAAACACUGGCUACGCUGGUUGUGGUUUUUCUUGGGUGGGGGGAGAGGAGAAGAAUAUCAAACCACUCAAUUUUGAUUGAGCAUUUGGGGAUGUUUAAGUUUUUCUUGCUAUGUAAAGCAAAUAUCCAGUGAAGAUGCUUUGCAGAAAGACAUUAGCUUUAUCAUAAUAUUCAUGCUCUAAGGUGAACAUUCAUUUCUUUGACAACUGGCUAAAUAUAAUUUCCAGGCAUUAGUGAUAAAUAUGUUUAGAGUUAAAUCAGUGCUUUGGAGGAAGGCCCUCUAUCAUGCUCCAACAUACUACAUCACUUUCCCCUGUUUCAUUAAGGGCCAUAGUAAUUGUAUAGCUGUUAGGAAGAUUUUGAAGUGGCAGUAUGAAAAAAAAAAAGAAUAUAAAUCCAUUUCAGCCAAAUGAUGCCAACUUCAAUGAAAGAUCAGGCAGAUGUGGCUUGGUCCUUUGUUUACAAUUUUUCAUUUUGUGAUUAUGAAUGUGUGUGGUGAAGCAAAAAAGUAAAUUGCUAACUUAAUGACUUGAGUGAGAAAUCCUUCAUUUGGUCUUUUUUUUUGCGGGGGGGUGGAACUUAAUGUAGUUGCUCCAGGAUUGCCUGUAUCCCCUAAUUUUUGUGCCUUUCCCAUGUGCUCUGAUUAGCUUUCACAGCAUUAUGGCUGUACAACACAUAGUUUUGUCUCUGAGAAGGAAGACAAGCACAGUACCAAGCGGAUUAUUUUUAUUGAAAACAAAACAACCCAACUGAAAUGUUUCCCUCCCUCCUUUUAGAAGUAAUCUUUAUUAAAGUAAAUGAAACUAA